UUCUGUUUAUUCACUGUUAUCCAUCUUAAGGAAAAACAAAAUGUAUGGUACAUGAUUGAACCUCAGUAGCAAUCAUACUAAUAAAAAAUCCAUUAAAUUAAACUACCUAUAAAUUUCCAUCUUCAUCCCCACCCUACCCCAUCGCUAUAACCAUGUUCCCCAAAACGAACGUUAUGUUAGUUAUGUUCAUCUUCCACUUCACCACCCACCCACCCUCACCGGUUUCCGGAUCCGACCCGGAUCCAAUCCAAGACUACUGUCUACCCUCUCCCCACACCCACCACCAAUGCAAAAACUCUUCAUCUCUCACCGUUGACGACUUCAUAUUUUCCGGCAUAAAACACCCCGGAAACUUCACCAACAAAUUCUCUGGAAUACCCGUUUCCGCCGCAGUCUUUCCAGCCCUUAACACACUCGGAAUGUCGCUAGUUAGAGCCGACUUCGAGGUUGGUGGCAUCAAUGUUCCUCAUUAUCAUCCUCGGGCCACCGAGGUGGCGUAUGUGCUUGAAGGGAAGGUUUAUUCAGGAUUUGUUGACACAAAUAAUAAAGUUUUCGCAAAAGUGAUUGAAAAGGGGGAUGUGAUGGUGUUUCCUAGAGGUGUGUUGCAUUUUCAGAUGAAUGUUGGUGAUUCUCCGGCUGCGGUUCUUGGGAGUUUUGAUAGCCAGAAUCCGGGGUCGAUGAAACUUCCGGUAGCUUUGUUCGGGUCCGGGAUCAAUGAGGAGUUGUUGGAGAAGGCUUUUGGAUUGAAAGAUAAAGAGAUUCAUAAGUUGAAGAAGAGAUUUGGGAGUGAAAAUGAAGAAUAGGUAUGAGUUUUGAGUUUGAGUUUGAGUAGUGUAUUUUAUUCUUUAUUGGUUUUAUUAUAGCAUGAAAAUUUGUUGAUGUAUGUUUUUAGCAAUAAGAGUUUUGGUAACAGA
Helianthus annuus (common sunflower) is the source of this 914-nucleotide messenger RNA. RefSeq names its product germin-like protein subfamily 3 member 2. Gene Ontology annotation, cellular component: cell wall. The coding region runs from base 153 to 803 and encodes 216 amino acids. Lineage: Eukaryota; Viridiplantae; Streptophyta; Magnoliopsida; Asterales; Asteraceae. Gene Ontology annotation, molecular function: manganese ion binding. The record is from RefSeq and is a predicted model, not a curated record. The transcript has a single exon.